AUUCAAGUUUGGACAAGGGUAUUAUAGGAGUUCUCCCUUGGAAAAUCAAUAGGGAGGAAAAUAAGAAAAGAUCCAUUAGGGGGUGUUAAAUAGUUUUCAUAGGUUAAUGGGGCAACUGUGAAAUACUGCUAUUUUUGUCCGAAUUUCUCCAAAAGUGCAAAACUAAACAUUUUAAAACCCACAUGUUAACGAAGUUCUUGUUUCUUCGCUCCAUAAACCCCCGGGGAUUUUCCUUUUGAAGCUCUAUUCUCCCAAGAGAGGCAACUGAAGCCUAUCUCACCAGUAUAGCUUAAUCCGAGGAAUUUGGAGAAACCUAAAUAUGUUGCCAAGAUGGAGCAGAGCUAUUACUCAUCUCUCCAAAUUAGGUUUACAAAAAUACAGUAUGGAACCCCAAAAGAAUGCUUACUUUGCUUACCGAAACUACGCAAAGGUUGCCGCAGCAACUACAUUGGAUUCUCGUGUUAAGGAGUUUACAAGAACAUCAGAGGUUAACAGCCUGAAUAAAAUGUUCUGGUCUAAACCUUAUUCCUUGGCGUUGCCCUCUGAUUCACCCCUCAGAGUUGAAGAGCCACAUUUUGAUGGGAUCAAGCGUAUUCUUCUCAAGCUAGCGCUGUUUUAUACCAAACAGAGCAAAUCCAUUCGAUGGGCAAAUGCGAUAUAUAUGCGCGUCGUUUCACAAGUUGAUAAGCCUGCUAUUUAUGACGUGUUUAACUUGGAGAAAACAUUUAAGACAACAUUUUCUUUGCUUGUACUGCACAUGUGGCUCUGCUUACGGCGUUUGAAAGAAGAAGGAAAGGAAGGUGUUGAAAUGGGUCAAUACGUUUAUGAGAUCCACACUCAUGAUGUAGAGCUGAGAGUUUCCAAGGCUGGGGUGAACUUACUGCUGAUUAAAUGGGUGAAGGAAUUGGAGAAGAUAUUCUAUGGGAAUAUUGUUGCUUAUGAUGCUGCCAUGCUUCCAGAUGCUAAACAGGAUGAGCUUAUGAAAGUGCUUUGGAGGAAUGUAUUCUCUGAUGAUGGCUCCGAGAUGCCAAUUGAUGCUGCAAAAGAUACAGUUCAGUAUACUUGUCCAAGGACCAUCAAUAAAGAAGUUAUCUGGCUCACCUCCGGGAUGUGUUCGAGGGAUCCUUGUCCUACUUAUGCAAAGCAGGCAAUGUCAAGGUAUGUUCGUCGGGAGUAUCAGUGCUUGUCUUUAACAGAUAAGGAAUCUUUGUUUUCUGGCAACUUCAAGUUCACUUCAUUAGAGAGCCCAAAAGUGCCUGAUCAUCCAGUGAAGUGAAGUACAAAGCGUAAGGGUUGAGCUUUUAUUGUUUGGAACCACCAGAGCUUCAUAGUCAUGGGAGUUUUGUCGGGAUGGCAAUUUUCAUAAAACGUUACAACUGCUUGAAGAGAUUUCUGGCUGAAGUAUAAUUUAGCAAAUAAAUAACAGCAGCAGGAAACUAAUGUGCUUCCCUUUCAUAUCUGUUAAAAUUAAAGUGAUAUUCUUUCAUUAUCUUAUAAGGUAAUCAAAUUGAAGCUUUUGUGUAAGAUGUUUGCUGGAAGGAAAGUUUAAUGGAUUCUCUUUGAUAUUGUACAUGGACAUAUUUAAUGUAUUUCAGUAUUUUAUGAUUAA
This is a messenger RNA of Papaver somniferum (opium poppy), 1609 nucleotides long. RefSeq names its product ubiquinol-cytochrome-c reductase complex assembly factor 1-like. Lineage: Eukaryota; Viridiplantae; Streptophyta; Magnoliopsida; Ranunculales; Papaveraceae. The coding region runs from base 320 to 1276 and encodes 318 amino acids. Gene Ontology annotation, biological process: mitochondrial respiratory chain complex III assembly. The transcript is spliced from 9 exons. Gene Ontology annotation, cellular component: mitochondrion. The record is from RefSeq and is a predicted model, not a curated record.